AUGGCGCCGCGAGGCAACCAGAUGUUGGGCAAUGCCCAUUUCCGUAAGCACUGGACGAAGCGCAUAAAGACCUGGUUCAACCAACCCGGCCGUAAGCUGAGAAGACGUGAAAACCGUCAGAAGAAGGCUGUUGCCAUAUCUCCUCGUCCAAUUGCUGGCCUACUCAGAUCUGUGGUCCGCUGCCCUACUCAACGUUACAAUAGGAAAGUGAGACUAGGUCGUGGAUUCACUCUUGAAGAGCUGAGAGCUGUCGGUAUUGGCAAACGAGAAGCCAGAACUAUUGGCAUUGCUGUUGACUACAGAAGGACUAACAAGUCUUUGGAGAGUCUGAAGGCCAAUGUCGAGCGUCUGAAGGAGUACAAGUCCAAGCUGAUCCUAUUCCCCAAGAAGCUCAGCGCACCUAAGAAAGGAGAUAGCAACCCAGAAGAGCUCAAAGUGGCCGCUCAGCUCCAUGGUGAUAUCAUGCCUGUUUCCAACGUUAUUGAAUACGAAGCUCCUCGUGCCAUCACUGAAGCCGAGAGAAAGACCGAAAUUUACCGCCACCUCAGACGAGUUCGUGCUGAUAAGAAAUAUGCCGGUAUGCGCGAAAAGAGGGCUAGGGAGGCCGCUGAGGAGAACAAGUAA
Cooperia oncophora is the source of this 624-nucleotide messenger RNA. The record is from the annotation of a GenBank genome assembly. Lineage: Eukaryota; Metazoa; Nematoda; Chromadorea; Rhabditida; Trichostrongylidae.